GAGUGAGAGAAAAGAAAGAGACAGCAGUCCCUCUACAGGAAACCGGACGGAGCUGAGGGAAGGAUUGAAUGGAUCGAUGCGCAGAUUAAAGAAAGAGGGAGGGAAAAAAAGCGAGAGAGAGGCUUGACUCUGGAAACAGAUUUUAGUGACCCAGAUUGUUUUGGGUUUUUUUUUUUUCCUUCUUCUCUCCUCCACAACAUGAUCGGUGUCUCUUCUCCACAUCGAGCGAUGAAGCGUGUGUAACAAAUGCACAAAGUAAACCGGAAAGUUUGACGUUAAUUCGACCGAGGCUGAAUUAGAGAGGGGGAAACAACUAUAAAACACACGGCUUCAUGAUAGAAGAGAGUUUGCACGGAAAAAUGCAGGGAAUCCCAGCAACCGACCUCUCCUCCUCGCUCAUACAGUAUUCCUGUGGAUCAUUGGACUUGGUGUUGAAAAAGACAUCCUCACCUCUUUCCAGAUCAUGUCACAAACACAUUGUUGGGAAGCCCUGCCAAGAUCCUUCAGCUGCGCCAAGCAAGCCAACAUCACAGAGACCUCAAGUGCCCCCUAAGCCCAGACACAUUCAGGCUUUGCGGCAGGACAAGCAGCAACAGCAAAUCCCUCCAGCACCUUGUCGUCCUCUCCCGAUCCCUCCACCCAAACCAAAAACCCUCACAUCCAAGCAGCAGAAGCAUCCUGCCAAGAGUGUGUGCCUCCUCAUUGAGAAGUUUGAAAACUCCAGGGCCCCAAUUCUGGGAGUCCAAACCAAAAGUGCCCUCCGGUUGCACCUGAGGAUGGAGGCGCCUGAAAUCACAGAACAGCCUCAGUUUAGUGAGUCCGAAGGGAACGACCCUGGGAACAUUGCACUUAAAAAGGAUAUGGAAUUGCCCUCUUUAGACUUUUUACAUAUAGCCUGCAUCCACGACUCAGGCAGUCAAGAUAACCUUGACCAAGAGUGCCACAGCGGGGAUUUGGACAUUAAUCACAGUGACUCUGAUGAUACCCACAACAACACAGAGCACACAGUUAAAGACCGAGAUCACAGCAGUAUCGACACAGGACAUGAUGGAAGUUUAAUAGGUGGCCCGUGUGAAGGGCAGGUUAACAAUGUGACAGAAGCAAACGGAAAGAUCCCAAAUCGCGACAGCGGAAUAGACAGCCCGUCCUGCGGAGCCGAGGGAGAGGCAUUUUCAAACGAGGUCCCCAUCGAAGAGGAAGACAGGAACGACAGCAUAGCUACAGAAACAGAGAGUGUGUCUUGCAUCACCACUAGCAACAAGCGGGACUCAACACAGGACGAAGAUAGCGACUUGGAUGAAGGAAGCAGUGAAGAACCUGAGAGCCUAGAAGUCAAAUGUUCGCAGUCAGAAUCUCAGAAGCUGUUCAACAUCGCUCAAGAACUCCUCCAUACAGAGGAAGCUUAUGUGAAACGACUCAACCUGCUCGAUCAGGUGUUCUGUACUAAGUUGACCGCAGCAGGGAUUCCUACAGAUGUGAUUAAUGGGAUUUUCUCAAACAUCUCCUCCAUCUACUGCUUCCACAAUCAGUUCCUGUUGCCUGAGCUACAGACACGGAUUACUCAAGAGUGGAACACAAAUCCACGUAUUGGUGACAUCCUGCAGAAGUUAGCUCCGUUUAUGAAGAUGUACGGGGAAUACGUCAAAAACUUCGACCCUGCAAUGGACUUGGUCAACACGUGGACCCAGAGGUCAACCCAGUUCAAAAGCGUGGUUCAGAAUAUCCAGAAGCAGGAUGUAUGUGGUAACCUGACAUUGCAGCAUCACAUGUUGGAGCCAGUGCAGCGUAUUCCACGUUAUGAACUCCUCCUUAAAGACUACCUAAAGAAACUCCCCAGUGAUGCACCAGAUAGAAGAGAUGCUGAGAAGGCUCUGGAUUUGAUCUCCACAGCAGCUAAUCAUUCGAAUGCUGCUAUUAAGAAGAUGGAGAAGAUGAACAAGCUGCUAGAGGUGUAUGAACGACUUGGUGGGGAAAUCGAAGAAAUCGUUAAUCCUGCUAAUGAACUUAUCAAAGAGGGUCAUAUAAAGAAGAUGUCUGCUAAAAACGGCACAGCCCAGGACAGAUACCUCUACCUGUUCAACAACAUGUUGCUGUAUUGUGUGCCUAAGUUGCGGCUGAUGGGGCAGAAGUUCAGCGUCAGAGAGAAAAUUGACAUAGCAGGCAUGGAGGUUCAGGAGAAUAUCAAGCAGAACCUUGCUCAUGCUUUUGCCAUCAUCGGCAAGCAGCGAUCUCUUGAACUGCAGGCAAGAAAUGCUGAAGAAAAGCAGGAAUGGAUCCAGGUCAUCUUGGCCACAAUCGAUAAGCAAAAACAGAAAAGUGAGACAUUUAAUAAAGCCUUCAGCAGCUCCUUAUCCCGUGAAGAAGAGCACAUCCCCGACUCACCGAGUCUAUUUAGUAGUGCAUCUGUGGAUUCAGAUGGAGGUGUGAAUGAAAGAAGGAGUUCAAAGAAACGUGAGAAGGAGAAAGAGACUUGUAAAGGCUGCAACGAGAACUUUAACUUCACGAAACGCAAGCACCACUGCAAGAACUGUUCAGCUGCCGUCUGUGGUAAAUGCUCGAAGGUGUCAGAGACCAAAAACAUCCGCGUGUGUAAACAGUGUUACGAAGUCCUGCAUGGAGCUGAUGGGACGCCAGGGGGCAGUGUUGAGCAGAAGAAAAAAAGCCCGGUAGAGAAGCAGCUCUCCUUUGUGGACGACAGUUAUGUACUAUGCAGCCAGCUCAUGGUUCAGGAGAAAGGUAAGACCUGGACUAAGACCUGGGUGGCCAUCACAAAAGCAGAACCACUAACGCUUCACCUACAGACCAGCAGCCAGGAUGUACACAGAGCCCGGACCAUCUCUCUACCUGCUUACGAGGUCAGCACGAUGUUAACACCCUCUGAGAAGGCAGAAGGCAAGCAUGUGUUCAGGCUCAGCCACUCCCAGCAUGCACUGCUCUUCAGUGCCCCAGACGUAGAAUUAAUGGACAAGUGGGUGGAGCUUCUGUCCCACGCUGCGAAAGGGGAGGCUUUGGAGACGUCGACGAGCGUGACGGAACACCGCAAGAGCCGAUGAGAACCAGCGAAGGCUUCAAAGCGACAGAGCUUCGUCUCGAGAACUUGUUACUUGAAUUCACAUUCAUCCUCAGCACUUUUUUUUCUUUUUUAGUUCCACUUCACCUUUUUUUCCCACCGUUCCUUUCACAUAAGCACAGGACAGGAUGCAUUCGUACACAAACAUGCACUGUUCCAACUCCUCUGCCACUGUUGUGCUUGGUGUGUGGCUGGUUCCCAAAUGCACUGUUUCCUUUUAUUAUUAAGAUCUUUCUUUUGUAUUAUAAUAGAUAAGGCUGUUUUGGAUUUAUUUUAAAUAUUAUAAGACGAAGGUUUUUACGAUUUCGUUAAAGGUUCGUGUAAAAUUGCUCUUCCUUGUUUAGCAUUAACUUGUUUUAGCCUUCACGUUCGCCGAAACGUUUCAGCCAUUUUCCUCACUGUGUAAUUAGUUUUCUUUUACUUUUUGUCUGCACGCCAUUUUUCUGCUCUUGCAACACAUUGUGGCUUCUGCACUUCUUUUUGAAGAUCAAGCUUACGAAAGAGGAACCUCUAUUUAAAGACGAACAAAGGUUUUCGGCCACUGGGUUAUUCUACUGUAAUAUCACCAUUAGUAGUUUCUUUUCCAAGCAACACCUUUGUGUUUUAUUCGUAUUCUACACGGCAAUUUGAAAAAAUCUCCCAUCCCUUCAGUAAACCUGCAGGAUUCGUACUGUAUUGUAAGUAAGCCUUAGCUGUGCUUUGAAGAUCUAUCUCCACAUGCUUGUUGUAUCCCAUAUUUAUAAUUUUGUGCUUUUUUUAAAAAAAAAACCCUGCAAGCAUUUUUGUCUCCUGAAGAUGGAUUUUUAACAUGGAUUUUAACCAUUUUUAAACAAGAUCCUUCUAUGUUUAAAGCAGAAAUCUUCACGAAAAGGAAUUAUAUCUACAGAAUCAUCCAAAUAAAAUAACACCCGGUUUCCCUGUCUC
Molecule: messenger RNA, 3994 nt
Organism: Hemibagrus wyckioides
Lineage: Eukaryota; Metazoa; Chordata; Actinopteri; Siluriformes; Bagridae
Gene: fgd
Product: faciogenital dysplasia
Exons: 19
Coding region: 333-3053 (906 amino acids)
Biological process (GO): filopodium assembly; cytoskeleton organization
Cellular component (GO): cytoplasm
Molecular function (GO): guanyl-nucleotide exchange factor activity; metal ion binding
Source: RefSeq, a predicted model, not a curated record